AUGGUUUCAGAUGGUUUCAAUCUGCUUUUGCGUUUUGAAAUGCAGGUCGAGGGAAAGAUCACGGUGAACGGAGAAGCGAGCAAUGGAGUGGACGGAGAGCCAGACAAGGAAUGCUCAGCCCUUCUGUUUGAACCUUCCCCUAGCCUUUCAGCCAAGUCUGAUCAUGUGGUCGAACUGCCUGGUGGAUCCAUGGAGAGAAGCGCAGAUCCCUCCAUUCCUGAACUCAUUCAGAAGAGCUUAAUCGAACACGCUCCAGAUCUCACCGAAUCCAGCACGAAGUUUUCCUGUGCCAACCUCAUGGUGGCCCACAUGGAACUAUCUUCCGUCCACAACCAUCCCAACGAAAUAGAGUCAAACCGUGGCCUGAAUUCGACUCGGGAGCCCAAAAUUCCUGAAAGAGGAGAACAGAACGGUACAGAACCUGUGGCUAGCCAGAAGAAACUCCCUGAGACAAGCCAAGGGGUUUUGAAAGACGUUCCCCUACAAGAUCAAAAAGCCGCCACUGAGAACAGGGACAUACCAAAUCGCUCGCCUUGCUGGGCUUGGGAUCCGGAAGAAGAACGUAGGCGCCAGGAACGGUGGCAGCAGGAUCAAGAACGUCUCCUUCAGGAAAGGUAUCAGAAAGAGCAGGAGAAGUUGAAAAAAGAGUGGGAAAAAGCACAGAAAGAAGUUGAAGAAGAGGAGCGCAAAUAUUAUGAAGAGGAACGCAAGAUCCUUGAAGAUACCGUGGUUCCGUUCAUACUGACCUCAAGCUCUGCAGAGCCCUUGUCUACAUCAUCUUCCUUGACCGAUGGAAACAGGACGAUGAAUUUGAUCGAUCUAAGCUACUCGGAAGAGGAUAAUAAGCCAAGCGAAGAGGCAAAACUGGAGACGUUAUUCGGUGAACGAGAUGGGGCGUCCUUCUCCAAAUACAAGGAAUAUCAACUGCGGGAGGAGAUUGUGAGCACGGUGAAUAAGGAAGAAUAUCUAGAAGGCCUGAAAUGGAGACAAGCCGAUCCGGUUCCUAGCCCGGAAGGCAGAUCGCCCAACAAAAUGUCUUUGCCGUUAUGUCCAGGUGGGCGAUGCGCAGUGGACCCAGCCACCAGCAGCAGAGCGGAGUCCUUGCCCAUCAGACAUCAGACAGAAGGAUUCACCGCUGGGGUGUAA
This is a messenger RNA of Protobothrops mucrosquamatus (brown spotted pit viper), 1146 nucleotides long. Its product is annotated as LIM and calponin homology domains-containing protein 1. Bases 1 to 1146 code for a protein of 381 amino acids. Gene Ontology annotation, molecular function: myosin II head/neck binding. The transcript has 10 exons. Gene Ontology annotation, biological process: positive regulation of stress fiber assembly; regulation of focal adhesion assembly. Lineage: Eukaryota; Metazoa; Chordata; Lepidosauria; Squamata; Viperidae. The record is from RefSeq and is a predicted model, not a curated record. Gene Ontology annotation, cellular component: stress fiber.